This is a messenger RNA of Amyelois transitella, 503 nucleotides long. RefSeq lists its product as uncharacterized. The transcript has 3 exons. Bases 144 to 404 code for a protein of 86 amino acids. Lineage: Eukaryota; Metazoa; Arthropoda; Insecta; Lepidoptera; Pyralidae. The record is from RefSeq and is a predicted model, not a curated record.
ACAGCUGACAGACAGUAAUUGUGGACAGCCAAGAAGACAUUCAUUCCAUUGCAUUUUACAAAAUCAAUUGAGGAAACUAUUUAUUUUUCCUCCCGAAUUAAAACAAAAGUUGGAUUUUCUGCCGAAAAUCUAAAAUUUUAAAAAUGUUUGUGUCACGGCCCAUUGUUUCUCGCCUACUCCAGCAAACAGUACGUCGCUACCAUGGCGGAGAGCACUUCAAGCCACCGUCCAUGGACGAGCUGCCCGUGCCGAGCGGCUCGUGGCAGGCGCAGUACGACGCCAACCAGCGCCGCUACAACGCCGUGCUGCUCUUCGGAGUCGCCUUCACCGUUGGAAGUAUAAUCGCUGCUAAAGCUUCAGGUCUGGUCUACCUCAACUACUACCCCCCCAAGUCCAUCGACUAAACUGAUGGUAUCGGAGCACAGUCACACUUGUGUGAUGAACGAGACUUAAUUCUAAGGAUAAUGUAUUUAGCCGUUAAAUCAAUAAAAUUGUAAUCAAGA